AACGCUAACAAUACCACUAUGGCUUGUUGUCUAUCGUGAGUAUUACUUCUUCUGGAAUGUUGAUGACGCGUAGCACAUUCAACACGUCUGGCCUUCAUGAAGCUGUCUCCCCCGCAGGAGGUAUAAAUAUGGCCUUGGCUGGUUCGACAGGAUGUUUCAACAGCUUAAGACGACUUGUCUACAACGUCAACAGUUCCAUCACUACUUUGCAAACUUCAGUAUGACUGUCCCAUCUCUCAAUAUCCUCAUCUCAGGCGGUGGAAUAGCUGGUCAUUGCCUUGCGUACUGGCUCUCCCGCACACGUCUCCAGACGUCCAUCACCAUUGUAGAACGAGCUCCUGUCCCCAGAAUCACCGGCCAAGCCGUGGACAUACAUCAGCCGUCCAUCGAGAUCGUCAAGAAAAUGGGCCUGCUCAACUCUGUCCGUGAAUACAACACCACCGAAGAAGGCACCACUAUGCUCAAACCCAACGGCAAGCCCUUCCUCCACCUGCGUCAGGCUGACGGCUUCUCCUUCACCAACGAAUACGAGAUCCUGCGAGCCGACCUCGCUGAACUGUUCAACGACGCUUCCAGCAAGUUCAGAAACGUGCAAUGCAAAUAUGGCGACAGCGUGACAUCCCUCACGCAGACGUCUUCUUCCGUCCAUGUGACCUUUGCCAGCGGCACAUCAGACACGUACGACCUCGUCGUCGCGGCCGACGGGAGCGCAUCACGGCUUCGCGACAUGAUUCUAGACCCAUCCGUCACCAAAGGCUGCUACAACUUCAUCGGCCAGUACAACGCCUUUUUCAGCAUUCCCUCGCGCCCCUCCGACGACAAAAUGUGGCAUUUCAUGAACCUCCCACAAGGCCGCGCACUUAUGCUCCGCCCGCAUCGCAACCCGGACACUAUGGGCGCCUACGUAUGCGUCACAACGCCUGGGCAUGGCCACAAAGACCAGCGGAUGGAAGACGCAAUUGCCACAGGACACGAAGCCGUGAGAGGGCUACUACAUGAGUAUUUUGCCGGCGCGGGAUGGCAGAGCGGCAGGAUUUUGGACGGCAUGGAUACGGCGUCAGACUUCUACAUCUCGCGGUCCGCGACUGUUAAACUACCCAAAUGGACCAAUAACCGUGCGUGUGUGGUGGGAGAUGCGGCAUGGGCGACAUUCGGUAUUGGCACCACGCUCGCCAUUGUCGGGGCGUAUCAUCUCGCGGGCGAACUGGGCAAGAUCAAAGCGAGCAGUGAGAUCCCCGGGGCACUGGAGAUGUACGAGCAGAGCUUGCGGCCAUUGUAUAAGGCUAUGGGCGAGUUGCCUCCAGGGUAUCCGCAGAUCCUGUUUCCGCAAACGAUGUUGGGGUUGCGGGUGAGGGACUCGGCGCUAUGGGCUGUGAGCAAGGGUCGAGGUUUGUUUAAGCUAUUUGGAGGUGAUAAGGACGAUAACAAGUUCAAGUUACCGGAGUAUGAUUGGGUUGAUGUCUGAUGAACCAUAUGUGUUCGACGUUUUAGGAGGAGGAUCUUCCCUGUGUGAACCUGAUAUUGAGCCCUCAUUCUUUUCUUUCGUUUCCAGAGGCUCUAAUACUGAUACAUGAUGUAUACAUAUAGAUUGUUUAGAAUUGGUAUUACUCAUCACACCCCCAAUUUUUGA
Molecule: messenger RNA, 1630 nt
Organism: Pseudovirgaria hyperparasitica
Lineage: Eukaryota; Fungi; Ascomycota; Dothideomycetes; Acrospermales; Acrospermaceae
Product: FAD/NAD(P)-binding domain-containing protein
Exons: 1
Coding region: 221-1465 (414 amino acids)
Molecular function (GO): FAD binding
Source: RefSeq, a predicted model, not a curated record